AUGGUGCAUCGGUGCUUUGCUUUCGCUUUGUUCGCCCGUGCAGUGGCGGUUGGGGUGGCGGCCGGCGGGCAGCGGGCAGCCAACCGGUGGCGCACGCAAAGCAUGCAGCACGUACACAACGAGACAACUCAAAGCGCCGCCUACCAACCGAAAAGGCGAGAAAAAACUAAGCCAAGAUCGGAAGAAUUAUCCAAAUGUCGCCGGCCUGCGGGCCGCCACCAGAGCACAGCAGCAGGCAGCCAGGCACCACAUCUCCCUUGCAGGCUAAGCGAGCUACACCUUUUUGUUUGCGCCGUCCGCGCCGAUCCUAUAUAUGCAUCCAUCCACCUCCACCACCCAGGCACCCAGCACGGCAAAAAGCCUAGCACCAAGAUAGCCGCACUUGCUAACCGUCUCGUCUCUCGUAGCCCCAUCCCAAUCCCAUCCAUCGGCCGGCAGGUAAACCCCCUCUGGUUCGACGACGUCGAUCGAUCGUACAGCGGGUGUAGUAUAUAUAUGGAGGUGCACGCGGCGCCGGCGGUGGGGAAGCGGCUGUGGAGCUACGUGCGCGCGGCCUUCUUCAUGGCGCGCAACGGCAAGCGCAAGCUCCUCCUUAGCAUGCACCUCCUCGCCAACAAGCGCCGCACCAAGGCCGUCACGCGCGCCGUCGCCAACCUCCUCACCCACCACUCCCACGCCCACCACGGCACCGACUACGAGUUCUCCUGCUCCAACAGCCCCGCGGACCCCGCGGCGGCCUCCUCCUCCUCCAGCAGGCGCCGCCUCGCCUACUUCCCCUGCCUCGGCGCGGUGGCCGAGGAGGAGAGCUACGAGUACGGGUACCAGUACGACGGGUACGGCUCCCUCUCCCUCCACGACGCCGAGCCCGCGCUUCCCCUCGCCAGGAUCGACUACUACGCCGCCGCCGCAUCAUCGCCCGCGCCACCUUCGUCGCCCGGGGACCUCGACCUCGCGCCGGGCGAUGAGGAGGAGUACGCCUGCGCGCUGUCGUCGUCGGCGUCGCCCGCGCUGCUGCUCCCGGGCGCCAGCGGCGAGUUCUCCGUGCGGGUGUCCAACUACUCGUCCGAGGACGAAGCAGGCGUCGGCAACCAGGCCGUGGACGCCGACGCGGAGGAGUUCAUCCGCCGCUUCUACGACCAGCUCCGCCGCCAGAACACCGUCGCCUUGCUCCCCUACUACAUGCAGCAGGAAUCCAUCGCCUGA
Miscanthus lutarioriparius is the source of this 1203-nucleotide messenger RNA. NCBI's taxonomy places the organism in Eukaryota, Viridiplantae, Streptophyta, Magnoliopsida, Poales, Poaceae. The record is from the annotation of a GenBank genome assembly.